AGUGCAAUAGCCUCGUCCUACUAAUGAAUGAAACACGUUGGGAGCAAAUUAAACAGAGAGACGGAGCCAGGGUGUUACACCACUCUUAAGUGUCAACAUGAGCCGUCACAGACAAGGAGGACUGUGCUUGCCUCACGUUGUGGGAGUCGCUCGGUGACUGAGUGGUUGGGUGGCCGGCCAGUAGGCGAGUGUGGUCUCACAGGGUAAACGCCAUGGCCUUCAAAAUCAACAAAAAAUUACUUCCCAUGAAGAUAGUAUAUUUCUUCAAAUACGGAGGUAUCGCGUUCUUCCCCUUCAUGCCCGUCGUGGUGCGUGGCAAGGGCAUCUCAGACGCGGGAAUAGGUCUGAUGUGGGCGGUGACUCCCCUGGCCAGCCUGAUGACGAGCAUGCUGGCGGGCACGCUGGCCGAUGCCUUCAAGAUUCACCGGGCCAUGUUCAUGACGGGGAUGGUCCUACUAACCACCUCUUUCAUCACUGUCUUCCUGCUGCCUGCCAUACCCAGGCCCUCGGAUGCUCCUACGGAGGCUUCAGUUUCAUUUCAGUGUGGAGACAACAGCAGUAGUCUAGACGUGUGUUUCAACCCAUCUCUGCCUCUCAACAUCUCUGCUCUUCCCUCAGUACGCGAAUGCAGUUUGGAGAAUGAACGUAGCCAACACGAAACAGAAAAUGAAAAUACGUUUAACUGUAGCCUUCAGUGCAGUUUGUUACAAACAGGAAGCUCAUUCACUACCGCUGAAGAUGAAGAUUUGAAUGUACUGCCCGACUUAAGUUUUGAUUUUGGUAAUGAGCUCUCGGCUUACAACGUCUGUGUAAAAGACAACUGUGUCUAUAUCGAGGAAGAAGCUCCUACACUAUCAUUACCAGGACUUUACAACAUGACUUGUGGUCAGAAGUACCCAGCUUCGUGCCACUACCAGUGUACCUCUGGAAGCCCCGAAAUCACCCUCGGGGAAAUGCUGAAUAGAAAAGAAUUCUGGUUUAUAUUCAUCUGUUUAAUCUUUGUGUAUGGCGGUAACAGCACCACCACCACCUUGUCCGACACCGUGUGCUUCAUGCUGCUGGGCAAGGCUCGGCACAACUACGGCCGCCAGCGCAUGUGGGGCAGCGUCUCGUGGGGGGUAGUGGGCCUGGUGAGUGGAGCCCUGGUCAACUACUACUCUAGAGGUCAGCCGCAGAUCAACUACACUCCAGCCUUGAUAAUCUGUAGCACAUUAUUAUUCUUCAAUCUGAUAGCGUCGUCGAGGAUCAAGUUUAACUUGCCUCAGAGGGAGAAGUUAAAGGCGAAGCACUUCGGCGUCGCCAUCUGCUCGGUCAGGAUGAUCGUCUUCCUGUUGACAGUUGUGGUGAAUGGUGUGGUGUCGGGAGUGGUGAUGACUUUCCAGUUUAUUGUGAUUGAAGAAGUGGCCACGGCCUGGGACCCCAACUUCCCUUACAUGAAGCUUCUUCAGGGCAUCAUUCACGGCGUCAGCACCUUCCUGGGAGAAGUCCCCUUCAUGUUUCUCUCGUCGUACAUCAUCAAGCACCUGGGGAACAUCACUACCUUUGCAGUAUCCUUGGCAUCGUACAGCGUUCAGUACUUUCUCUUUUCCUGCGUCAUCAACCCAUGGUUCUUCGCCCUCACUUGUCUCCUCCACGGACUCUCCUUCGGACUUUUCUAUCCGAACAUGUCCGCCUACGCCAAUCUGAUGUCUCCCAAGGGCGCCCAGGCCGUGAUGCAGGGCCUCGUCAGGUCCACGUACAUUGGAGGAGCAUGCAUGGGCGGGCUGGUGGGAGGCCUGAUGCUGGAAGCGGUGGGAGGAUCCACCGCCUUCCGCUACACCAGUCUCCUGGCCGCCGGCAACACCGUAUUCUUCGUGGGCGCUCACCUCCUCAUCCACAAACUGUGUCCACAACACACUACAGAGGGUGAACGUGGGGAGUACUCUACCCCAGGGGACGGGAAGGUGGGUGACAACGAGCUGGACCCCGUUGUUCUCGCCUCCAUCACGGGAGACCAGAUGUAUUCCUCUAACCUACAAAUUGCCUGACCUCCUCUUCUUGUUUCACACUGCAGAGACGUCCAAUUUAUGUAUUCAUGAAGCUUAAACAUCUAACUAAUAUUUAUA
Procambarus clarkii (red swamp crayfish) is the source of this 2105-nucleotide messenger RNA. Its product is annotated as major facilitator superfamily domain-containing protein 6. Gene Ontology annotation, cellular component: membrane. The record is from RefSeq and is a predicted model, not a curated record. Lineage: Eukaryota; Metazoa; Arthropoda; Malacostraca; Decapoda; Cambaridae.